AUGCGCCACCUACUACCCUGCCUAUUUUUGUUGCUGCUGGCUGUUGGCAUAACUGAAGCUAUCGGAGGUAUCGGCGGAAUCCGAGGGCUGAUGCGGUUUCCAAUGAUGGCCAGGAGGUUCGGCCGUUUCGGUCGAAUGGGAGGUGGGAUGUUCGGACGGGGAGGCGGGAUGGGUGGAAUGUACGGAAACCAGGGGAUGUAUGGCAACAACAUGAUGGGCAUGGGAAUGUCGCCGUUUGGUGGCCGGCUUUUCGGGCGG
Mesorhabditis spiculigera is the source of this 258-nucleotide messenger RNA. NCBI's taxonomy places the organism in Eukaryota, Metazoa, Nematoda, Chromadorea, Rhabditida, Rhabditidae. The record is from the annotation of a GenBank genome assembly.